AUCCAUUCCUCCCCCUUCCCACGCCACGCCUCAUUUAUUACUGCUUCCAUACCAUUUAAAUAAACCCUCUGUGAAAAGAAGCAGCGGGCAACAACAGGAUUUAUACUACUAGCGUCUUUGUUGUUGCGCCCUCGGCCUCGGUAUCUCAGUUUUGGAGCUCCACCGCUUGUCCCCUGGAGAAACCCCCUGUUCUCUCUUGCAUCUCAACACCUCCCGUUCGUCCCGAAGUGGAGUCAAUCCAAACUCGCUUCGCUCCGUUCUGCUUCCAGAAGAGGAGCUGAAAUCGGACAGUAUGCCGUGGGUGUCGUGGACGGCCAACUGUUUCGCCAAGUCCGUGCGUCUGGUCGUCUUCUUCCGCGUCAUUCUUUGACUUCGUGGAUUUUGAUCAUCGGGAGUUCUCUGUUCGCCGAAUUUUGAUUAUAUUGAGUUGAGGAAGUUAGAAUGUACGUUGCGGUCAAUCUGAAGAUAAAUCGGAUAGUGAAGAAGGCUGGAGACGUUAUAAUGAGCGUUGGAAUUAUUGCUUAUUAUCAGUUGAUGCAAGUUUGUCAGGCUGAGUACUUCCGCCAGUUGCUUAAGCCUGUCACGUAGAUUGAACUAGUAGGUUGAUCGUAAGUUGAUCCGCAGCACCUUCUUGUUCCUUCAUUACUCGAUCCAUCUCAAAGAAAUUUUUGGUGAAAUCAAAUCAGGAAGAGAACCAACUCAUGAAAGAUAAGCUCUUCUGCACUUGUUAGACUCAAAUGGCUACGCUGACAGAGAUGUUUGAUUGAAGAAUUUCAACAUUUCCAACUUAGUACUUUCAGAUCACUCUUGUUAGCAGCGGCUAAAUCCGGCCAAGGUUUACAUACAGGUCAGAUCGCUCCCAUUAAUAGCAGCGUGGUAGUCUGAUAAAAAGUCAGUAGAGACCUAUGCAGAGAGACCGAAGAUUCUUUUCUAAGAAGGCUUCCCGAUCUCGUGGUUAUGAAGCGGGCAGCUGUGCUCUUGACUCUCCUGCUGGUGCUUGUGAUACUGAUGCUUCUGCCGCUGCACCUUCCUUUGGGGAAGCUCUCACAGGCAUGAAGCAUCAUGAAUUCCCUGUUCCGCUUAAUGGAGUUGAGUUCCAGCCCUCUGAAACCUGUCCUAAGAACUUUGUCAUCUUCGACCAGACAUAUAACAAAAGCCGGGUCAUGUUCCACCCUUCGUUAGCCCACAAUUUUGGCUCUUCGAGCUUUGGCGUCCAUGGAGCUCAUGCCCAUGAAGCUGGCAAAAGUACGGUUGGAGAUUACUACAACGCAGGAGAAUAUUCCUCGCCUCACAUAGAGGAUGCAGAAGAUAUCGAUGCAUUGCUGAGUUCAGAAGAAGAUGAUGAUGUGGUCAGCACUGGCCGGACUCCGGGCAAUUGGGGCGGCGGCAGUUCGCCAGAUUCUUCAUGUUCAUUUUCGGAUGGAAUGAGAUCUAGCAAGUUGAAGUUCAAUUCUACUAAUGCCGGCAGCGGCAGCGGUAGUGAGAGGAAAAGGGAGAAAAUGAAGAAGAUGGUUAAAACACUCAGGGGAAUCAUUCCCGGUGGAGACCGGAUGGAUACACCUGCUGUUCUGGACGAGGCUGUUAAGUACCUGAAAUCCCUCAAGGUGGAAGUGAAGAAGCUUGGAGUGCAGAAUCUUGACAGCUGAAAUGGCGGGCAUUGUGGUAGUCUCACUAAACUUAAAAGCACCAAAUGGGAGCUGCAUCCUUAUCUAAAAGCAUAAACUAUCAUGAUGCUGUAUGUUGCUUGUGUUAUUUAUGCCCCACAUACGCUAGCUUUAUGCUCCAUGAUGAGAGCAUGGAAGGAAGCUCUGCGUGCCUACUGGAUUGGAUGGAGGCAUUAGGGGGCAAAAGAAGCAAAGGAGUGGAGGUGCACACCUUUUCUUGGUGGUGGGUCUUGGUUAUUGCCCACGGUUUUUGGAUGCUUAUAGUGUGUGGUUUUGUUCUUACAAGGCUAUGCCUUUUCUUCUUGCCUCUUCUUUUCUUACAAUGGUGUAGUGCUUAAGAUCAUGUGGGAUCUUUCUGUUAUGUUAUGUUGGCCAAACCACAACCUUUAUAAGCUCGACAUCCUUUUGGUGGUCAUUCUAGUAUGAAAUUCUCUGCCUCGGUUACAUCUGUCUGCCUUUUGGUAUCUUAUGUCUAUGUUCACUGGGUUCUUAUUAGUGUUAUUUAACUUGUAGCCGUGUGUUGUCUUAUGGUGCUGCUGUUGUUUUAAGGUGCUGUUAUUUGUUAGUUAAUUUGUGGCAGAAUAGACCUGCCUUUUCCUUUCUGGACAAGCAAGUCAGUCCUCGCGGAGAAACACUAAUAAUGGUAGAUGACCAGGUAGCACCCACGCCUGGCUCUUUUCUCUCUUUGAUGUUCAGAGUCUGGAAAAGAAGCAAGCAAAAGCUGGUAUACGAGACAGUUGAACUGAGAGCAAUGAUGGACGUGGCGUCCUUUUGGUCAAGCCCUUGGAACCCCAUGUGAUGGGGCUUUAUCAGAGUUUCCC
Molecule: messenger RNA, 2485 nt
Organism: Phoenix dactylifera (date palm)
Lineage: Eukaryota; Viridiplantae; Streptophyta; Magnoliopsida; Arecales; Arecaceae
Product: transcription factor bHLH144-like
Molecular function (GO): protein dimerization activity
Source: RefSeq, a predicted model, not a curated record